AUGGCGGCGCCCCCUCUCCACCACCCAGCGCGGGAGUCGGGCGGCGGCGGCAACUCCAACUCGAAGACGGCAGCGAAGACGGCGGCUGCUGCUGGUGUCCAGGACCGCUUCUCUCUGCGCGGCGUCGAGGAGUGGGCGUCGCUGCUGCGCAAUGGCCCGCGACGGCCGCUCCUCACGCACGUCAACGCCGACACGACGUGGCUGAUCCAGCUCCCCUGGCCGGCGUCGGCGUCAGCGCGGUCGUCGUCGUCGCGCCCGCCCGGCCGGACGCACUUCAACAUCCUCAUCGACCCGUGGCUCGACGGCCCGCAGAGCGACGUCGCGUCCUGGUUCAGCACGCAAUGGCACGUCGUCCCCUCGGGCGUCGCCACCAUCGCGGAGCUGAACCUGCUGCUGCGACACGUCGAGACUCGCGGCGACGGCGCUGCUUUGCCUCGCGCGUCCGCCGACGCCGUCGGCGCGCCGUGCUUCGUCGACGCCGUCGUCGUGUCGCACGAGUUUACGGACCACUGCCACCGCACCACGCUCGAGGAGCUGCCCCCGAGCACGCCCGUCUUCGCCACCGACGUCGCCGCGGACCUCAUCCGCAGCUGGGGCCACUUCCACGGCGUCGUCACGAUCCCUGCCCUCGGGCCAGGCGUGUCCUGGAGGCGCCUCACGGGCGUGGGCCUGCUGCCCGACUGGCUCGCCGUCGGGAGGGUCAUUACCCCUGGGAACGCGCUGUACUACCACUCUGCCAUCCUGGUUGCGUUUGACUUAAACGGCGAUGCGGCGCAGGCGUCACCAGCGACGGAUGAGGGGCAUGGCGCAGUCAAGAACGACGGAGGCGAAGCCAUCGUGUAUUCGCCGCACGGCAUCGCCGCCGAGGACCUCGCGAGUGUGCCCGCGGCAAGUGGCCUGCGCACGCUCGCCCUGCUCCACGGCCUGCACGACGUGCGCAUCUGGCUCACCAAGCAGCUCAACCUCGGCGCGCUCAACGGGCUGCGCGCCGUGGCUGCGAGCGGCGCGCGGUACUGGAUAGCGACGCACGACGAGGUCAAGACGGGUGGGGGGCUCAUCGCGCCCCUGCUCCGCCGCACGGCGUACUCGCUGCGCGAUGCCGUUGGGCACGAGGAGGCGCAGAUGGACGAUGCGCCUGACUACACGUUUGCGGAGCUGGGCUCCGGGGACGGGUUGGUGUUGGCAUAG
Purpureocillium lilacinum is the source of this 1188-nucleotide messenger RNA. RefSeq lists its product as uncharacterized. NCBI's taxonomy places the organism in Eukaryota, Fungi, Ascomycota, Sordariomycetes, Hypocreales, Ophiocordycipitaceae. The record is from RefSeq and is a predicted model, not a curated record.